AUGGCGGACGCGAACCGGUGGCGGGGGGCAGCGCACGUGGUGUCGCAAGCCUUCGCGCAAGCUGUCGGUGUUCCCGAAGAAGUCCUCAGGUCGAUCAACCUCGCCAUCGCCAAGCUCGAGGCGCGAGCCGGGUUGCUGCGCGCGAUCCGCGACGGCGCCACCCUCGAGGAGGCGACCGCAGGCUACGUCGAGCCGGGUCCCGACGGGGUCCUCCCCGCCGCGCUCCUCGAGGACGCCCGGCGCGGCAUCAAGCGCCGCCGCUCGCUCCACAGCUUGGCCCGCGGCCUGCCCCUCUGCGCCCGUGCACUGGGCCGGGCACCCGACGCGGAGACGAUCCAGAGAUGGGAGAUCUGCAACGUCGCCGUGCUCACCUACGCCCGCCGCGCGCAGAUGGGGCUCCGCAACGCCGCGUCCUUCUACAUGGCGGCCGGGGACGCCAUCGUCUUGGCCUCGGUGCUUCCGUUCGGAGCCCCGCUCCGCGUCGCCUGGAUGGGGGCGGCCGAGCGGCUCACGAGGCUUGCCGCCAGGGAGGCCACCAUGGCGCGCGACAACAUGUUCAUGAUGGGGCUAGCCGUUGGUCAGCAGGCCUGGCUCGCCAUGGCCAUGAUGGGGCUUGCGCCAGGCGCGCUCGGCGGAGGAGUCAACAACCAAGUCCAUCACCAGUAAGCCUCUGUUGCCAUUCCUUCCUGCAUUCCUGCGCCCCGGAGAGAGAUUUUUCGCAAGCGCUUCUGUACGGUCUCGGUGUGUGGGGCUCGAAACUCUUGAUGAGUUGGUGGGUCAGAUAAACACGUCCCCGCUUCUUCUAGUACUAUACGUAUGUACAUUGGUUGUUAAUAGUUGUAUAGAUUAGGUGAUUUGUGCUCUAGAAUGUCUGGCGUUCACCUGAUGCAAUCCGGUCUGUCCGCCGUCAGAUUCUCUGGCUGACCAAUGCAAUGCGAACGUGAACAUGUGUACUUUGAAACUGUUGCUGCUCGGUUUCUUGUUGAAUCUCGAAUGUGGG
This is a messenger RNA of Triticum dicoccoides, 1000 nucleotides long. RefSeq lists its product as uncharacterized. The record is from RefSeq and is a predicted model, not a curated record. Bases 1 to 666 code for a protein of 221 amino acids. NCBI's taxonomy places the organism in Eukaryota, Viridiplantae, Streptophyta, Magnoliopsida, Poales, Poaceae. The transcript has a single exon.